Messenger RNA from Mauremys mutica (yellowpond turtle), 1431 nucleotides. RefSeq names its product acidic mammalian chitinase-like. The transcript has 11 exons. The record is from RefSeq and is a predicted model, not a curated record. The coding region runs from base 1 to 1431 and encodes 476 amino acids. Gene Ontology annotation, cellular component: extracellular region. Gene Ontology annotation, biological process: carbohydrate metabolic process; chitin catabolic process. Lineage: Eukaryota; Metazoa; Chordata; Testudines; Geoemydidae. Gene Ontology annotation, molecular function: chitin binding; chitinase activity.
AUGGGCAAGCUAUUUCUUCUGAUGGGUCUGGCCCUUCUGCUGCACGUGCAGCUGGGCUCAUCUACCAACAUUGUCUGCUACUUCACCAACUGGUGCCAGUACCGACCUGGAAUUGCACGUUACAUGCCUGAAAACCUUGACCCAUGCCUAUGCACUCACGUGAUCUAUGCCUUUGCUGGCAUGGCCAACAACCAGAUCCAGACCAUCGAAUGGAAUGAUGUGACCCUCUAUGCUGGCAUCAAUGGACUCAAGACCUACAAUCCUGACCUGAAAACCCUGCUGUCUGUUGGAGGCUGGAAUUUCGGGACCCAAAAGUUUUCUGACAUGGUUUCCUCUGCUCAGAACCGCCAUACCUUCAUCCAAUCCGCCAUUACCUUCCUGCGCAAGUACGACUUUGACGGGCUGGACAUUGACUGGGAAUACCCUGGCAACAGAGGCAGUCCUGCCGAUACCCAGCAGCUUUUCACUGUCUUGCUGCAGGAAAUGUAUGAAGCUUUCGAGCAAGAGGCUGCUCAGAGCAACAACCCCAGGCUGUUGAUUUCCGCAGCUGUGUCGGGUGGCAAAGGCACUAUCGAAACUGCUUACCAGAUCCCACAGAUGUCCAAGUACAUGGACUUGAUCAAUGUGAUGACCUACGACAUGAGGGGCUCCUGGGAAGGGUUCACAGGGGAAAACAGCCCUCUCUUUGCAGGGCCUGCUGACCAAGGCUCUUACAUUUAUUUCAACGUGGACUAUGCCAUGAACUACUGGAAGGACAAUGGUGCCCCAGCUGAGAAGCUGAUGGUUGGAUUCGGAGCCUAUGCCCGCACCUUCACCCUCAGUGACCCUUCCAACCAUGGCCUGGAUGCCCCAACCUCUGGCCCAGGUGCCGCGGGAGCUUACACCCAGUCAGCCGGGACCCUGGCCUAUUUUGAGGUCUGUACCUUCUUGAAGAGUGGAGCCUCCGUCGUGUGGAAUGCUCCUCAGAAAGUCCCUUACGCCUACAAAGGAAAUCAGUGGAUCGGCUAUGACAACCCUAAGAGCUUUGCCAUUAAGGCAAAGUGGCUGUUGGAGAACAAUUUUGGAGGCGCCAUGGUUUGGGCUAUUGAUCUGGACGACUUCACUGGCACAUUCUGUGGAGAAGGCAAAUACCCUCUGAUGAACUCCUUGAAAUCUGCCUUGGGCGUCACAACCCCUAACUGCAAGGUUCCAGCAACCACCCUGGGUACUAGUGCUAACCAACCAGCCACGGCUGCCCCUUCCAAAGGCAGUGGAAGCUCCAGUGGAGGCAGUAGCAGCAGCAACUUCUGCUCCGGCAGAGCCAAUGGCCUCUACCCAGAUCCCAGUAACAACAACGCGUUCUACCACUGCGUGAGCGGGAAAACCUACCUGCAGUUCUGCCAGGCCAGCCUCGUCUUCGACUCCAGCUGCUCCUGCUGCAACUGGGCAUGA